Messenger RNA from Gryllus bimaculatus (two-spotted cricket), 228 nucleotides. The record is from the annotation of a GenBank genome assembly. NCBI's taxonomy places the organism in Eukaryota, Metazoa, Arthropoda, Insecta, Orthoptera, Gryllidae.
AUGGAUAUUCCGCUUCCUGGUGAACCAGAUCCACAACUUGCCAAACAUUCAACAGAACUAGAGUCAGUGGACAUCUCUUCUCCUCACAACAUUCCUUUACCAUCUCCACGUACUGUACAGUUACCACCUCGAUCAAAAGUUGAAGAAAGCAAGAACUUGUGUUCUUCGCCACCUCCGUUACCCCCAGGCUCUGUUGAUGGUGAAGAUUCCAAUCGGUAUGUAAUCUAA